Molecule: messenger RNA, 3641 nt
Organism: Chlamydomonas reinhardtii
Lineage: Eukaryota; Viridiplantae; Chlorophyta; Chlorophyceae; Chlamydomonadales; Chlamydomonadaceae
Exons: 10
Coding region: 734-3172 (812 amino acids)
Molecular function (GO): phosphatase activity
Source: RefSeq, a predicted model, not a curated record
AAAGAGGCUCGAAGGGCCGACCUGGGUGCGACCGACCCUGCGGACCCGACUUUGCGACCAAUCCAGUUUCACGCAUAAAGCCAAAAUGCAAUUGCAAAAAAUAGUAUUUGGGCACCCUACAAAGCCGAAGUCACUCGGUAUUUAAGCAAACCUUAAUUACCGCUCAGUGGAAACAGCCCCUUUGCGUUGGUGGACAGUCCGCUGUUCAGUGAUAAUGCGCUGUGAUGAUAUAAAUGAUAGAACACACGGUGUGACAAAAGGCAUAUUGUUACCCCAACUUGUCCCUUGGGUUUUGGCCCAGGUCUGGGAUCGCGGGCUUCGUCACCACCCGGCUCCGAAUCGAGCCACGCCCCACCACAUUUAUGGAAAGAGCGUGUGCACCGAAAUGAGGUAUCUGCAAUCAGCCCGGAGCGCUGUCGAGAGCUCUCUAGGGCCAACAAGUCCAGAACGAGUGUUGCGAAUUGUGCUGGCGGGAGUCGCGAGCCUUCCGACACGGCCCACAGUCGCGCCUCGCUGUCACAACUGCACUCUAGCAGAUGCCCUUGAACGUUUGGGCCCCCUCGCACGCCGCGCCGCGCUGACGUCGACGGUGCCGCAAGCCCCUGGUGGCAGCAGGCACAGCACUAGCACCAUCUUCAGCACCGCCUGCGGGCUCGGUGCGUUCUCACGCCCAGGCGUGCCCCUCGCAUCAACCUCGGCAAAGAGCCAGCCUUCAGCCCACCUAGCGGCUUCCAUGCCCGCACCUCAGCUGCAUGUCGGCCCCGCUGCCGGCCCCAGGGCAGCCGCCGUACUGCCGGCGGCGCCGUACGCUGCGGCGCCGUGCGCUGCAGCACCCGCCUUUGCGGCGGCGGCGACAGCCGCACGUGUCGACGCCGGCAGUGGCCGCGCGGGCCCAGGGCUCUGGCUGCGGGCGACGUCAGCUUUGGGCACCGUGCGUGGAUCCUCACCUGUAACGCCGUGCGCGGCACUGGCGGCGCCUGGGGCGCGUGUGGGCGGCACGAGCUGGGGUGGCGGUAGUUGCGCGGCAGGGGUGGUUGAAGGCAGCCGUGGCGGCGGCAGCUUUGUCAGGCGGGCCCUCACGCUGCAAGCAUGGGCGCCGGGAGCCAUGUUGGUUGGGGGUAGCAGCAUUGGCAGCAGCAGCGGCACUGGCAGCAGCAGCAGCGGCAAUGGCAGCAGCAGUAGCAGCAUGAGCGCAACAGGCUGUAGCUUCAGGAGCAGCCAUGUGGGUGCUGCCUCGUCAGGUCGCCCAGUGGUGGUCGGGCGCCGGCAUUUCGGGAGUGGCAGUAGAAACAACGGCAGUAGCGGCAGUAGCGACAACACUGACAGCGGCCUGAGCCCUCCUGCGGCCGGGGGCAUGGAAAGCGGCGGCGGCAGUAGCACCGACGCCGGCAGCAGUAGCACCAUUAGCACAACCAGCAGCAGUGCCGCUACAAGGGGCGGCGCCGGAGGCGCCGCCAGCGCCGCUGGCAGCAGUAGCCGCCCGCACCGGCAGCAGCACCACCGCCAGCCGGGGGAGGUGGUUGGUGCGCACGUACGGCGGCAGUUGGCGCCCGCCGCCGCCCUGGAUCCGGUCGGCGCGCAGGACGACGAACAGCGCCGCCCGCCACGUGCGCACGGCGGCGGUACGGCGGCUGCCGGGCACGGCGCUGCUACAGCCGGGGAGGCCCUGAAGGCUGUAGCGGCUACUGCUGACGGCGCUGCGACCGGUGCGGCCGGGAGUGGGCCUGCAAGGAGCCCGGAGGAGCGGGCACGGGCGGCUUCGGCAGCGGAGGCCGAGGCGGCGGAGGCGGAGGCGGCACGGGCGGGGCUGGCGCCGCUGGAUGCGGUGCGGCCCCCUGCGCCGCCGCCGCGGUCCGGCCCUGCCGCAGGCGGCUGCUGCGGUGGCAUAGCUGCCGUAGUGGAUGCAGCAGGGGAAGCAGCGGCGGCGGCGGCGGCGGCGGCGGCGGCGGCGGCGGAGUCGUACGCGCGCCGCUUUAGCGGCGGCGUCAGCGUCGCGCGCGGAGGCGGCGGCGGCGCCGCCGCCGGUGCCGCGAUGGAGUCUGUUGCCGGCAGCGUCAGCAUGGACGAUGCCGGUGGCGGCGGCGGCGCCGCCUCGCCUGGCACGCAUGGCGGCGGUUGGGAUGUGCGGCUUUUGAAUGGCCUGACGGCCAACCACGUGGCGGGUACGGCAGCUGUGGCGGCGGCGUUGCCGUGCGGUACGGCUGGGUACGGCAGUCGGGCGGAGGUGGUGGCGCGGCUGCCGGCGUCAAUCAUGCUGCUGCGGCACGCGGAGUGCAUGACGCUGGACGCGCUGCAGGCGCACGAGCGGGUGCCCAACCACGACAUCCCCCUGUCACCCGAGGGGGAGGCCCAGGCUCGGCUGCUGGGGCGGCGGCUGCGGCCGCUGCUUGCGGCUGCGGGCAUGCACCUGUUCAUGUACACCUCGCCCUUCCUGCGCUGCUCCGAAACCACCCGCCUCAUCGCGGAGGAGCUGGGUCCGGGCCUGCUGUCCGGCUGCCGGGAGGCGGUGCAGCUGCGGGAACAGGACUGGGGCAACUUCCAGGACCCAAAAGUGCAGGAGUUGUGCAAGGAGGAGCGGCUGCGUUACGGCCGCUUCUACUACCGCUUCCCCGCCGGCGAGAGUGUGGCUGACGUGUACGACCGCCUCACGUUGUUCCAGGACCACCUGGUGCGGGACAUGUGCGCCGGCAGGUUCCAAGAAAACACGUGUGUGGCCAUUGUGAGCCACGGCCUCACACUGCGCGCCUUCGCCAUGCGCUGGCUCCACUGGACCGUACGGCAAUUCCUGGAGGUGUACAACAUCCCCAACGCCGAACCCGUACUACUGCACAAGGAGGUGGACCCCGCCUACCUGGCCGGCGACAACGCCGCCCUGCCCUUCAUGCCGCACCACACCAAGUGCCUCUACCGCCUCACGCCGCGCGCCCUGGAGCUGCUGCGUGGCGCCGACGUCAGCAUGGCCACCUCCAGCGGCUGCUGGCAGGGCGCAAUCCUGAAGCCACCGCCGCCGCGUCCGCAAGGGCUGGUGCUGCGGCGCGAGGGCGAUGGCCAGCAGGGGUCAGCGGCGGUGGGCCCGGAGGCAGCGGCGGCGGAGGCGGCGGCGCGCGCGGCGGUGGAGGCGGCGGAGCGGCGGCUGUGGGAGGAUGUGGACGGCAUGGUGGCGUCGGAGUGACAGCUGAGGGUAGGUAGUCGGCUGUUGAUGCAGCGGCGUGGAGCGAGAGGGGAAGCGAGGGGAGUGGUUGGAGAGAGCUGCAUGGGACGCAUUCAUAUGGGGGCAUUCAAGCAGGGCACCGUAGCGCGCGCUCUUGGCUCCGGGACUGCGUGCAUGUUGAGGCAAGGAAGCGUUGCCUAUCCGCAAUCUGGUGGUGAUUAUUGGCUGACCAUGUGUGCUGGUGGAGCGGGAUUGGUGGCUUGGCUUGUUUGACGGAGCGCUACCUGCUGUGGCGCGAAUAAAGUGCGCUGCUGUCAAGCCAGCUGUUAUGCUACUUGCGCUAGACUUGGGCCGCUUUGGCAGUCAGUAGCUGAAAGGCCUGCCGUCAAGAAUGGCAAUAAGACACGAACAGCCCAGCCAUGCAGCGCUGGGGCGGCCCUAUGGAGCCAGAACAUUUCGGCCUGGGGUCGUCCUGUAAUACUGGUAACAU